This is a messenger RNA of Saccostrea cuccullata (small rock oyster), 2546 nucleotides long. RefSeq lists its product as uncharacterized. Lineage: Eukaryota; Metazoa; Mollusca; Bivalvia; Ostreida; Ostreidae. The transcript has 15 exons. The coding region runs from base 127 to 2403 and encodes 758 amino acids. The record is from RefSeq and is a predicted model, not a curated record.
CUUCUACGAAAUUAUAAUAAGAAUGUUAUGAAGAUUUUGCAGCAAGUUUCAGAUUACAAGGACAAUUUAACGAUAUGGUAGGAUGACAUGCGAUAACAAUAAUUAAUAUGAUUAGAAAUAUAUGUCAUGAGUGACGAUGAUGGUGAUUGGUCGAGUGCGGUCGUCAUUGACAACGGAUCCGGAUCCAUUCAGGCGGGCUUUGCGGGAGACGAUGCUCCGCGGUCCUUUUUUGAAUCCGUUGUAGGAAGACCCAGAUUCCAGAAACAGUUACAUGGUAUCACGUACUCCGACCGUUAUGUGGGAGAUAAGGCUAUGUCCCUAAGAGGAGUUCUCUCCCUUCGCUACCCCAUUGAGAGAGGUAUAGUUAAAAACUGGGAUGAUAUGGAGCUGAUAUGGCAGCACGUCUUUGAAAAUGAACUCAGAACAAAGUCUGAUAAAACGAAUGUGUUCAUCACGGAUGCAAUCUUGAAUCCAGUAGGAAAUCGCGAAAAAAUGGCACAGAUUAUGUUAGAAAAAUUUAAUGUUCUUGGUUUCUUUGUGAUAAAUCACGGUAUACCCACCAUUUUUGCCUCAGGAAGAGCAUGUGGUACCGUAGUGAAUAUUGGAGAGGGUGUUGCUCAAGUGUAUCCAAUAUACGAAGGGUACACAGUUCUUUCAGCUAUGAGAAGGCUAGACCUUGCUGGGAGAGAUUUAACCUCUUAUUUACAAAGACUUCUUCAACAGAAAGGAUACUCAUUCACUACAUCUGCGGAAAUGGAGCUGGUAAAGAAAAUAAAGGAGGAUUUCUGUUUUGUUAGCAAGAAUUUUGAGAAUGAUCUUGUCAAAGCAUCGUCUUCCUUUGAAAUCGAGAAGUCGUACACAUUACCUGAUGGGAACGAAAUCUCUGUAGGGGAUGAACGAAUCCGAUGUCCCGAGGCCCUUUUUCAGCCGUCAUUGCUAGGUUUGGAAUCCGGUGGGAUCCACGAACUUAUUAACAACUGUAUCUUGUCAUGUGAUAUUGAUCUGAGGAGUUUAUUAUAUACCAAUGUCAUUCUAGCCGGUGGAACCACAAUGUGUCCAGGUAUUGAAGAAAGAUUAAGCUCUACAUUAAAAGCACUGGCUCCUUCGUCUUUUGUAAAGGUAGUGGCGCCCCCUGAAAGGCGUUAUUCGACUUGGAUUGGAGGAUCGAUCCAAGCGUCUCUAUCCACUUUCCAAAAGUGUUGGAUUACCCCAGCAGAAUAUCAGGAAUAUGGUCCGAACAUUGUUCACCGGAAAUGCAAGUAUGAAACAUCAAGUGACGAUGAAUGCGUUUCCGCUGUUGUUAUUGACAACGGUUCUUGGAGUUUUUUGGCGGGGCUCAGUGGAGAUGAUUCUCCGUCAGCAAUUCUAAGACCCUCUGCGAUUGGUCGACGACGAUUUCAGGAAAGGGCAGGGAUUUCCGAUGAAGACACCUAUAUUGGUGACAAAUUAAAUGAAAAACAAGAAUUGCUAUCCCUGACCUACCCUGUCGAAAGAGGCAUCGUCACGAACUGGGAUGACAUGGAAAAAAUAUGGCAGUAUGCUUUUGAGCGGGAACUUCGAGUCAAAUCUGAAGAUAGCCCUGUUCUGAUGGCAGAUGCUACACUGAAUCCGAUAGGAAACAGAGAAAAAAUGAUACAGGUUAUGAUGGAAUCUUUUCAUGUUCCUGGCUUUCAAGUAAUGAACCAGGGGAUCCUCUCCAUGUACGCUAAUGGCCGUACGUCAGGAACUAUUGUAACAGUGGGAGAAGGAGUGUGCCAUGUCGACCCUAUUUAUGAAGCUGUACCGGACUUACUUGGUAGAAGACGCGUGGAACUUGCAGGACGAGAUUUAACGUUACACUUACAAAGACUCUUACACAACAAAGGCUACUCCUUCACCUCAUCAGCCGAGAUCGAAUUGGUCAGGGAUAUGAAGGAGAAACUGUGUUAUGUCAGCUUUAAUGUUGAAAAAGACAGAAGCACCGCUUCUACCUCGUCGGAUCUUGACAAAUCCUACACACUGCCUGAUGGGAACAAACUCACACUGAACACCGAAAGAUUUAUGUGUCCGGAAGCUUUGUUUCAACCGUCAUUGUUAGGUCUGGAUUUUAAGGGAAUUCAUCACUUGGUGAAUGAGAGUAUCCUGGCCUGUGAUAUAUGCACUCGCCGAGACCUGUUUUAUACCAUAAUACUAUCAGGAGCAUCCACCAUGUUUCGAGGAUUUCAAGAAAGACUUAUGCAUGAAAUCAUGGGUUUGGCACCUCUUCCCUUGAAAGUUAUGGCCCCUCCAGAACGGAAUAAAUCUGCCUGGUUAGGCGGAUCUAUCGUGGCGUCCCUAUCAUCAUUCGAUAAACAUCUCAUCUCAAGGCAGGAGUAUGAAGAGUUUGGACCCGGGAUUGUUCAUCGAAAAUGUCGAUAUUAUUGACAGGUCCAAGUCCGAUCUUACGUCAAAAAAACUUUGCAUAAUAUUGAGCGACAUAAACUUGGACUUUUUUGUACUUUUCAAAGAUAAUACACUAACACCGAAGAUAUCUUAAAGGAAUUGUACGUGCAAGUGAUUUUGUAUUU